Peromyscus leucopus (white-footed mouse) is the source of this 504-nucleotide messenger RNA. Its product is annotated as pancreatic beta cell growth factor-like. Lineage: Eukaryota; Metazoa; Chordata; Mammalia; Rodentia; Cricetidae. The record is from RefSeq and is a predicted model, not a curated record. The transcript has 5 exons.
CCUCCCAUGACCCUCUGUAGCAUGUCCUGGAUGCUGCUUUCCUGCCUGAUAAUCCUUUCUUGGGUGCAAGGUGAAGAAUCCCAAAUGAAAGCACCUUUUCCAUGCAUCAGCUGCCCCCAAGGCUCCCAUGCCUGUAGCUCCUAUUGCUCUUCAGUAAUCCCACCUUGUUGGCUGGCCUGCCAGAUUCAUUUCUCAGGACAUCUGGCAUUUCUGCUCAGGACUGGUGAAACUACCUCCAUGUCCUCCCUGGUAAAGAACAGUUUGGCUACCUACCAAUACAUCUGAAUUGGACUCCAUGAUCCCACACAUGGUGCACUACCUAUUGGAAAUGGACGGAAGUGGAGCAGCUCUGAUGUGCUGACCUACUAUAACUGGAAGAGGAACCCCUCUAUUGCUGCAGACCUUGGUUAUUGUGCAGCUUUGUCUCAGGCCUCAGGAUAUCAGAAGUGGAGAGAUUACAAUUGCGAAACACAGCCUCCCUAUGUCUGCAAAUUCAAGGGCUAG